Beta vulgaris subsp. vulgaris (sugar beet) is the source of this 2294-nucleotide messenger RNA. RefSeq names its product cytochrome P450 71AU50. Lineage: Eukaryota; Viridiplantae; Streptophyta; Magnoliopsida; Caryophyllales; Amaranthaceae. The transcript is spliced from 2 exons. Gene Ontology annotation, molecular function: monooxygenase activity; heme binding; iron ion binding. The record is from RefSeq and is a predicted model, not a curated record. The coding region runs from base 358 to 1938 and encodes 526 amino acids.
AACUUAAAUGGAAAAAUAUAGACGUACAAUUUCAGGAGCAUAAAUGGAGAAAUAUAGACGUGUACAUCUUCAGCUUCACUGAAAGAUAAUGGUUGAAGAACUCACCACCACACUUGAGAUUUUUGGUGGACCCUUGAUGAGUUUACAUAUUUCAGUCUGUUUUUAGUGAAUUCGAGUCAUUUGUUUUGAGCACAUGCAAUUUUCUAUUCAUAACAUUAACUCAGUGAGGCCUAACUAAUCAAUAUCCUGUCUUCAUUUCCACAUUCUUCCUAUUGUUUUGAGCACAUGUAUGCUUUCAUCCAUUAUUCAUAACUAACUUCAUCAAUAUCCUCCUUUCAUUUCUACCUGUUAACUAGCAUGUUGCCUGAAGCAACUAGUAUUUGGUCAUGGUGGUGGAGUACCAGUAAUAAAGCAGACGAAAUUUCGAGAAAUGUCUUAACCACCAUAAUCCCCAUUUUCAUCAUGUUGUGGUUCAUUUUCUUUGUGAAGAAGCAAGACAGGAAGAAGCCUCCUUUGCCUCCUGGACCGCGUGGCCUGCCUUUAGUCGGAUAUCUCCCUUUUUUGGGUUCUAAUCUCCAUCAUAGCUUCAAAGAGUUGGCCAGUUUAUAUGGUCCAAUCUUCAAACUUCGUCUAGGAGCUAAAGAUUGCAUUGUAAUCACCUCGCCGUCUCUAGUAAAAGAGGUGGUUAGGGACCAAGAUGUUGUGUUUGCUAACCGAGUAUCCAUUGUUGCUGCAAACACUCUUUUGUUUGGGUCAAUGGAUAUUGCCUUCUCCAAUUAUGGUGUUGAAUGGCGUAAAAUGAGGAAAAUUUUUGCCACUGAGAUGAUGAGUACUUCUAGCCUUGAUGCUAGUUAUCAUCUCAGGAAGAAGCACGUCAAGAAAAUGAUAAAUGAUACUUACAAAAAAGCUGGUCAGAUAAUUAAUGUAGGUGACUUAACUUUUUUAACUCUAAUUGCAACUGUCAUGAGCAUGGUAUGGGGGGAUACAUUGAUACGGGGUGAGAGUUCUGUUAUUGAUUCUGAAUAUCGAGCUGUUGUAGAUGAACAACUUGAACUUUUAGGGGUACCAAAUAUAUCAGAUUUUUUCCCCUUGCUUGCUAGGUUUGAUUUGCAGGGAGUUGAACGACGAAUGAAGAUCAUCUCAAGAAGGAAUGAAGAGAUCCUUGAUAAAGCUAUAAAUCAUCACAACAUUGGAGAAAAUGUUCAGUGUAGGGAUUUUCUAGGGUCUCUCUUGCAGCUUACCAAAAGUGAAGAUCCUACAAGAUCUCUAACUUUGGCUCAAGUUAAAGCAAUGCUCACGGACGCUGUGAUUGGUGGAACAGAUACAACAGUUGCUAUGAUCGAAUGGGCUAUGGCGGAGAUACUACAACACCCAGAAAUACAGAAGAAAGUUCAAGAAGAACUAACUGAGGUCGUGGGAUUAGAUAAUACCGUUGAAGAGGCUCAUUUGCCUAGCUUAAAGUAUCUAAAUGCAGUGGCGAAGGAGACACUUCGAAUGCACCCACCAGUUCCUCUCCUCGUUCCCCAUUGUCCAAGUGAGCCUUCUACAAUAGGAGGAUAUAGCAUACCCAAGGGUGCUCGUGUCUUCCUAAAUGUGUACACUAUGCAUAGAGACCCACAACUUUGGGAAGAUCCACUAUUGUUUCAACCUGAGCGGUUUUUAAUUGAGACUGAUGCUACUAAGAAAAUGGACUACUUGGGCAACGAUUUUCGAUAUCUUCCAUUUGGGUCAGGGAGGAGAAUGUGCCCUGGUGUUCCUCUUGCAGAGAGGACAUCAAUGCUUGUCUUGGCUUCUCUAUUGCAUGCAUUCCAGUGGAAGUUACCAAAUGAAACUGUGGAUGUUGAUUUGUUGGAGAGAUUUGGAAUUGUUAUGAAAAAAUCGAAACCUUUGUUUGCUGUACCGAGUCCCAGACUCUCCAACUUGGAGCUCUAUUCAUAAGAAGAUUAGCAGAAGUUUUGAGAAACUUCAAGGCUUAGCUAUUUGUUCUUUAAGCAAGUCAAAGAAAUAAAAGAGAGAGUGGAUCAAGAAGAAUAUGGUGCAAUUAUGUAUUUCUGUAAUCAAGUUUUUGAUGAUUAUGUUGUACUAGUUGGAUUUAUGGCUUGAAGUGAAGUGUCCACAUCUUUCAAUCUCAGAUUAUUAUGCUAGCAGAGAAAUACACUUUGGUUAUAAAUCUGUAAUCUCAAUCUGCCUUCUUUUCCAUACCACGCUCAAUAUUACAUGGUGGCUCAGAACUUCAGAUAUACUGGAAGAAGACACUUAUUUUCAGGUCAACUUAAUAAAAUUAAAGCCUCAAA